GUCCAGCAUGCGCAAUCUGGUGACCAACACUUUGGCAUCCUUCACAGAGUCUGCUAUGUGCGUCAACCGUCUGUGCUUCUGCGCUCCAGUGCACUUCCGAAAGGCAUCCUUGUACGAGACGUCUCUUGUGAAGAGGCUGAAUGUCCAGGACCGUCUGACUAGGUCCCUUGCAAGGGACCGCACUGUCUGUUCCACGGCAGGGCUGGAGGUGCAAACAAAGUCAUCGCAAUAGUCACUCUUCAGCCCCUCGAUCUGCAAGUUUUCCUCUUCCUCCACCUGUUUUGUUUCUAAUAUGGCAGACACCCUGACUCUUCCACGUCCCUUUCCCUUUGGUGAAAAGUGCUGGGAAGAUCUGAAGGCGAAAGGACGCAGGUGAAGCGAUCGCCUCAGAACUUGGCUAGUGCAUUGAUGAGACACCUGCUGAUUGGUUAUUGUGUUGCAGCUGCAACGAGAAGCUGACAUUACUCAGUGCCUUCACCCAAAUGCAGAAGCACUGACCUUUCGUACGAUGGGCACUGAAACUUGCAACACGCUCGGAGGAUCAACACUUCGGAGAUAGAGAAUAGCUUAUAAUCUUGCAACGAAGCC
Coccomyxa subellipsoidea C-169 is the source of this 588-nucleotide messenger RNA. RefSeq lists its product as hypothetical. The record is from RefSeq and is a predicted model, not a curated record. Lineage: Eukaryota; Viridiplantae; Chlorophyta; Trebouxiophyceae; Coccomyxaceae. The coding region runs from base 8 to 232 and encodes 74 amino acids. The transcript has 4 exons.